AUGUACAGAAAGUCUGCUCUUGCCUUGGUUCUCUUGCCGCAGUUGAUUUCUACAUGCUCCAUCGGACAUGACUUUUCUCGUCGUAGAGUUGACUGCACCUUCACGGUAGCUGCCAGUUCUGGAGACACUUGUGAGACCUUUGCUGACAGCUGGGGCAUAACAACCAAGGAGCUUAGGUCUGCCGUGACGACCUCCAGCUCGACCGAGACUACCAAGACUCUCACCACGACCUCUUCGGCCACUGACCAUGAGCCCACUCAGCCGGGUCUCGCUGAGAACUGUUCGGAGGGGGACAGCUGUUAUAAUAUUGAGGCUUCAGCCGGCAUCACCCAUUCGCAGUUCUUGAAAUGGAACCCCUACAUCAACGAAACAACCACCACUUCUGCUGAGAACUGCGAUAAGUUCCACAAGGUUGGUUCCGGUGACCAGUGCCACUCCAUCCAAACCGAGUACAAGAUCACCCUCAAACAAUUCAUCGACUGGAACCCCGCCAUCAACUCUGACUGCACAAACCUGCAACUGGACUACAACGUGUGUGACCACAUUCCCGGCGCUACCAACACCCAUAACCCUACGCCGCAGAUGCCCAACCUACCCUCGUACUGCAAGACAUAG
Messenger RNA from Penicillium crustosum, 615 nucleotides. Its product is annotated as LysM peptidoglycan-binding domain-containing protein. The record is from RefSeq and is a predicted model, not a curated record. Bases 1 to 615 code for a protein of 204 amino acids. The transcript has 4 exons. NCBI's taxonomy places the organism in Eukaryota, Fungi, Ascomycota, Eurotiomycetes, Eurotiales, Aspergillaceae.